AUUUUACCUGUGUCACGUGAUCCGAAUACCUUGGCAGCGGAGGAAAGCAGCCAAGUGGAGCCCGGGAUAGGAUUAGAUCAGAUUGAAAACGUUUUUUAUUAAAAAAGUAAAUAUGUCUACUAAAACGGCUCCCAAAAGCCAAUUGAGAUUAGAAUGGGUAUACGGAUAUCGUGGACAUCAAUGCAGAAAUAAUUUGUAUUAUAAUGCUGCUAAAGAAGCCGUCUACUUUGUUGCGGGUGUCGGCAUCGUAUACAAUCUUAGGGAGCAUCGCCAAAAAUUCUAUUUAGGCCAUGAUGACGAUAUAAUAAGUCUCACGUUGCAUCCAGAAAAGAUGCUCAUUGCAACUGGUCAAGUUGGUAAGGAACCGUAUAUUUGUGUUUGGGACUCAAUGACAGUACAGACAGUAUCCAUAUUAAAGGGAGGCCAUAAGCAAGGAGUUGGUGCUUUAGGAUUUGAUAGUAACGGAAAUAGACUCGUCUCAGUAGGCCUUGACACACAUUCAACCAUAAAUGUCUGGGAAUGGAGGAAAGGCAGAGUUCUCGCAACUGUAAGAGGUCAUUCUGACCGAAUAAUGGACAUUCAAUUCUCUCCACAUGAAGCUGAUUCUAUUGUCUCUUGCGGAGUGAAGCACAUUAAGUUUUGGACAGUUUCAGGGAAUACUCUGAAUGCAAAAAAAGGGGUUUUCGGAAAGACUGGUGAGAUUCAGACAAUGCUUUGUGUAGCAUUUGGCGCUGACGGUAUCACCUACGCUGGAACAUUGAAUGGGGAUAUCUAUGUAUGGAAAGGAAAUAAUUUAUCGAGUGUAGUUAGAAAUGCUCAUAAGGGAGCUGUUCACACAAUGGAAGCAUCUCCUGAUGGAUUUGCAUCUGGUGGUAAAGAUGGAACUGUCAAGUUGUGGGACAAUGAUUUCAAGCCUAUUAAGACAACGACAUUAAGCUCAGAGCAAAAACUUGUUGUUAGAAGUGUUUGUUGGAGAGGAGAUAAAGUGUUAGCAGGCACUCAAGACAGUCAAAUAUUCGAAAUUGGGUUAUCAGAAAAAGAUAGGCCUAAGCCAAUAAUGCUCGGUCACGCUGAAGGUGAAUUAUGGGGUUUAUCGGUUCAUCCUAUAAAACCUAUUUUUGCCUCCGCAAGUGACGAUCAUACGCUUCGAAUUUGGAAUAUUCAGGGUAAUCAAAUCCUAAAUCAGACUACUCUGGAUCAUCCAAUAAGAAGCUGUGGUUUUAACAAUGAUGGUACACUUAUUGCGGCAGGAUUGAUGGAUGGUUCCUUUAUGGUGCUGCGAACAAAAGAUUUAAGUCAAGUAAUUCAUACAAAGGACAGACAAGAAGUAGUUCAUGAAUUAAAAUUUUCACCGGAUGGAGCUUUCCUAGCUGUAGGAUCCAAUGACAACUUUGUUGAUAUUUAUGCUGUAAAUCAAAGAUUUAAAAGAGUUGGUCAAUGCUCAGGAAGUUCUAGUUUUAUAACUCAUUUAGACUGGAGCGAAGAUUCUAAAUAUAUUCAAACUAAUAGCGGAGCAGCUGAACGACUAUUUUUUAGAAUACCAGCUGGAAAACAAGUUACCAAUGCCGAAGAAAUAAGAACUAUUCGAUGGGCUACCUGGACAGGAGUUUUAGGUCCAGAAGCGAAUGGUAUAUGGGAAAAGUAUACAGAUACCAAUGACAUCAACGCAACGGACGCUCACUUUGGAACGGAAUGUAUCGUUACAGGAGAUGAUUUUGGAAUGGUAAAAUUGUUCCGCUUUCCGUCCCUAAAAAAAGGGGCCAAAUUCCGAAAAUACGUUGGACAUUCAGCCCAUGUGACCAAUUGCCGUUUUUCGUCUGAUAAAUCAAGAGUAAUUACAACUGGAGGGGGAGAUCAUGCAAUCUUUCAAUGGAAAUUUUUGCCUGAAGGUAUUGCGGAUGAAGAAGAUGAUCUUUCAAACCAGAAUGCUUAUGCUGAUUCAAAUUCGGAAGAUUCUGAUUCAGAUUUAUCAGAUGUUGCCGAAAUUGACUCGGAUAUAGAAUCGGAGAGGCAGCAAAAUUACGACAGAAUUAUAUCUAAAGACGAUAUUGCCUCUUUAAAAGCCAGUAUGAAGAAAGAGCUAGGUGCUGGACAAAAGAGAGGAAGAGCACCGUCAGAUGGAGUUCAAUUGCACUUCGUUCAUGGUUAUAGAGGUUUUGAUUGCAGAAAUAAUGUUUUCUACCUGCAGAGUGGAGAAAUAAUUUAUCAUGUAGCAGCAGUUGCUGUUAUUUAUAACCGAGAAAAGCAUUCACAAAAAUUCUAUGCAGAACAUACAGACGACAUUCUUUGCUUGUCAGUUCAUCCAACGAAAGAUAUCGUGGCAACAGGCCAAGUUGGAAAAGAUGCUGCAACUCACAUUUGGGAUGCGUCCACUAGAGCUACACUUUCUAUUUUAAAAGGUAUACACGAAAGAGGAGUCUGCGCUGUAGAUUUUUCUACGAACGGUCGUCUAUUGGCAACUGUUGGCCUGGACGACAGCCAUAUGAUUGUUAUAUCGGAUUGGAAAAAAGGUGAAAAAUUGGCAUCUACCCGAGGUCACAAAGACAAAAUAUUCACUAUUAAAUGGAAUCCCCAUGAGGAGGGAAAGCUAAUAACCGUUGGUAUGAAGCAUAUCAAAUUUUGGACUCAAGCGGGAAGCGGUUUCACUUCCUCUAGAGGUACAUUUGGUAAUGUUGGAAAAUUAGAUAGUAUGAUGUGUGCCGCUUUCGGUAAGACGCCCGAGAUAGUGUUUACCGGCGGGGGUAACGGCCAAGUUUACAUUUGGGCGGGAACAAGUCUUAAAAAAGUCGUUAAAGCUCACGAAGGUCCAGUACUUGCGAUGCAUGGGUUGGAAAAGGGAUUUGUCACUGGUGGUAAGGACGGUGUUAUAGCUCUGUGGGAUGAGUCUUUCGAGAGAUGCCUGAAAACUUAUUCGCUAAAGAGGUCAUCUCUGGCUCCAGGUUCCAGAGGUACCUUUGUUUUUGAGCAUCCAGCUGUUAGAGCGGUUGUUCUUGGCCAUGGUUAUCUUAUUGCUGGGACUAAGAAUGGCGAAUUGGUUGAAAUAGACAAAUCAGGCAAUAUGCAAGUUUUGAUUCAAGGUCACGGUGAGGGUGAACUCUGGGGCCUUGCAACUCAUCCAAACGGACUUUACGCAGCAACCGUAUCUGAUGAUAGAACGGUUCGGCUAUGGGAUUUGAAAGCGAAUCGUAUGGUCAAUUGCCGUGUCUUGAAACAAACAGCUAGAGCUGUUUGUUUCUCCCCAGACGGCAAAGCUAUAGCAGUAGGAAUGAAAAAUGGGUCAUUCACCGUAAUGAAUAGCGAUUCAUUAGACGAUAUCGUUACAUUCCAUCACAGAAAGCAAGAUAUUUCAGAUAUAAAAUUUUCUCCUGAUCCUGGCAAAUAUCUGGCUGUCGCUAGCCAUGAUAAUAACGUUGAUAUUUACAACGUUCUCAGUUCGAAAAGAGUCGGCGUUUGCAAGGGAGCUUCCAGCUACAUUACUCACGUUGAUUGGGAUUCAAGGGGAAAGCUAUUGAUGGUUAAUACAGGGGCUAAGGAACAACUGUUCUUUGAGGCACCCAGAGGAAAACGACAAACUCUAAGAAGCGAAGAGGUAUUGAAAUUGAAAUGGAAUUCUUGGACAGCUGUCUUGGGUACCAUGUGUGAGGGAAUAUGGCCACCUGGAGCUGAUGUUACGGAUGUAAAUGCCUCUUCUCUUUCUAGUGAUGGUAAAAUCUUAGCAACUGGAGAUGAUUUUGGAUAUGUAAAACUUUUUCACUUUCCUUGUAAUGGAAAGUUUGCCAAAUUUAAAAAGUACGCCGGUCAUAGUGCCCAUGUGACUAAUGUACGUUGGACCUGCAAUGACGAUUUAUUAGUAUCCACUGGGGGUGGCGAUACAAGCAUUAUGGUAUGGAGCCAGAAGGACAGAGGUAACGAUUGUGGCGCUUCUGACGAUAGCGAUACGGAUGAAGAAGAGGAAGGCUAUGAUAGCGAUGUGGCCCGAGAAAAGAAUAUCGAUUAUACAUCGAAAACUUAUGCUAAUCCUAUUAGGCAAAACCUGUCUGGAACGAAACCUCAAGAACAGGAAUACGAAGAGCACGGUCAAGAAGUUAGUAGAGCGACUAAAAAUAAAAAGAGAGUCGCCCUGAAGAAUAAUGACUCAAAGAAGAAGAGACCUUCCCAUGUGACGAAUCUUACACUGGAGCAUAUAUUUGGUUAUAGAGGAUGGGAUACUCGUAAUAAUCUCUUCUAUACUCAUGACGGUAACGACGUUGUCUAUCACGCUGCGGGAGCAGGAAUUGUUCACAAUACAGCCAGUGGUCAACAAUCAUUUUAUACAGAACAUACAGACGAUAUCAUCUGUUUGGCAAUUAAUGAACAUCCAAAAUUCAAAGGUAUCGUCGCAACUGGUCAAAUCGGAAAUGAACCAGAAAUAAACGUAUGGAAUUCAAAUACUCUGAAGACACUUAGUGUUCUCAGAGGCAAACACAAGAAAGGUAUUUGUUCAUUAAGCUUUUCGGCAAGUGGUAAAUUAUUAGCCUCGGUUGGAUUGGAUAAUGAAAGAACAAUUAUUGUUUAUCGAUGGCAAGACGGAAGUGAGGCGGCAUCCUUCUCAGAAACAACGCCCAGAAUAUUUCAUUGCGCUUUCCGACCCGACUCGGAUUCGACAUUUGUUACAGUUGGUGUCAAACAUUUGAAGUUUUGGACUCUAGCUGGAAGUCAACUAGUUGGAAAGAAGGCCAUUCUGAAAUCGGAGCAAAAGAUGCAAACAAUGCUCUCAGUUGCUUUUGGUUCAAAUGAUAUGACUUAUACAGGAGCAAUGAACGGAGAUAUUUUUGUCUGGAGGGGUCAGAAGCUGGAAAGAGUUGUUGUAAAGGCUCACUCUGGUCCUAUAUUCUCCAUGUAUACAACGCUACGCGAUGGUCUGAUCGUGACAGGGGCAAAGGAGAUACGAUCAAAGGACUCAGCUCCUGUGAAACUGUGGGAUCAGGAAAUGAGAAAGAACAAACCAUUCCAUUUGCCAUUUGAUUCAAAAGUAGUCGUUGUCAAAACAGUCUGCAGGCAAAAAGGAAAAAUAGUUGUAGGAACCAAGGACUCGGAAUUUGUUGAAAUUAAUGAGAAGACAGGAGAGUGCAGAAGUUUACCUUGUGGGCACGGAGAAGGUGAACUAUGGGGUCUCGCAGUGCAUCCAAAUUUGCACAAAUUCGUGACAGGAUCGGAUGAUGGAACUCUCCGCCUCUGGGAUAUUGACAACCAUACCCAAUUGGGAAAACUGACAACAGGCCCAGCCAGAUCUGCUCAUAUUGCACCCAACGGCCGCUUAAUUUCUUGCGGGUUGAAGAACGGUGGUUUCCUCUUAAUUACCACCGAGACAUUUUCCAUUGUUGGACAAAAACGCGAUCGAGGUAGAACCAUUAAUGAUAUAAGAUUCAGCCCGGAUAGUUCUAGGCUGGCUGUUGCUUCUGAGGAUGGUUACGUUGACAUCUACGAUGUUACCGAACGAUUGGAAGAUGUCAGAAAGAUAACAUUUUGCACUUUGCAAUCUCCAAUUUACAUACUGGAUUUUUCUGCUGAUAGUCUAUUUAUCAGGGCGGCUACUGGCCAAUAUAUUAACAGAGUAUUUGAUGUAAAAACUGGAAAAGAGGUCAAAGACUCCAGUCGAAUCGAUAAAAUUACUUGGUAUUCUUGGAAGAGCAUCCUCGGUGCUGAAGUUGUUGGUAUUUGGCCAAGAGGAGCUGAAAAGGCCGAAGUUAAUUGCUGUCAUGUUUCUAAUGGAGGUAAUGCAGUUGCUACAGGAGACGAUAACGGAUUGGUCAAACUAUUCAACUUUCCUUGCUCUGAAAAAUACAGUCCUCAUCAAACUUAUACGGGUCAUUCGGCUCAUGUCACCAACGUUUGGUUUACCCACGAUGAUCGUUACUUAGUUAGUACUGGAGGUGAUGACUCAUGUGUUUUCGUUUGGCGAUGCAGAUAAUUUCGAUUUUAGGAAUCGUCAGUAGUUUUAUAGAUGAAAAGUAAUUUUUUUUACCGUAUAUAUAUAUAUCUCGUACUCUUUUGUUACGUCUGUGAUAGCCAUCAAGACUUAAAUUAUCUGUCUCGAUUGUAGAACUAUUAUAUGUCUUCUUUUUUUUGUAAAGACUCUAUUGCUCAAAUAAAAUUAAACAACGUAUUUUGUUAUUUCUAUUUGAAUAACAUACUUAGUAAAAAAAAUACAGUAAUACACAAGUUUUAGUUGAAGUUAUUGUAUA
Dimorphilus gyrociliatus is the source of this 6224-nucleotide messenger RNA. The record is from the annotation of a GenBank genome assembly. Lineage: Eukaryota; Metazoa; Annelida; Polychaeta; Dinophilidae.